This is a messenger RNA of Zychaea mexicana, 882 nucleotides long. RefSeq lists its product as uncharacterized. Bases 1 to 882 code for a protein of 293 amino acids. Gene Ontology annotation, cellular component: nucleus. Gene Ontology annotation, molecular function: RNA polymerase II cis-regulatory region sequence-specific DNA binding; DNA-binding transcription factor activity, RNA polymerase II-specific. Lineage: Eukaryota; Fungi; Mucoromycota; Mucoromycetes; Mucorales; Lichtheimiaceae. The record is from RefSeq and is a predicted model, not a curated record. Gene Ontology annotation, biological process: regulation of transcription by RNA polymerase II. The transcript is spliced from 2 exons.
AUGGAAAAACCUCAACUGCCGCCACUGAAAGCGAUUCUCGAAGGAAUGAGCCCUAUGCCAGACCGACCUACAGCAAUAGGAGGCCACCGUCGGAACCUGUCUUCAGAAUAUGACAGUAGUAGUAGCACUAGUGCGCUCUAUGCAUACCCCGACACGUACACACCGCUCGACCCACGGAAGCCCUCAAGAAUAUCGCACUCGCGUUCAUUAUCCGACUACACACAUCGCUUACCUACACCAGCACAUCCACCCUUGGCUUUUUCUUUUUCUCAUCACCAUCACCACCACCACCAUCAUCACAGCCUUCAUCCUCAUCGUUUCAACCCCAUUGGCAGCCACCCUUUUCACCCUCAUCAACAUAGACGUGCUAUAUCCACCAACGCAGCCGAAUUGAUGGCCCAACAUCCUCCACUAUCAUCAUCCCCGUCGACCUCUGGAUCGUCGUUUCCUCCUAUCCCACCAUUGGACGCCUCCACAUCCACAUCCACUACUGCUUCCACCAGCUGCAUCUCUCCCACCGCUGAAGAUUACGAAAGCGAAGGAUCUCGAGACGAAGAAGUCAAUACACCGACUGCAAUGAGCGCUAUGCCGAACCACAGCAACAACGCAACAUCAUCUACUGCAACAGCAACCAAAUACAAGUGCGCCUACUGUAGCAAGGGAUUCUCACGUCCAUCGUCGUUGCGGAUCCACAUUUAUUCACAUACGGGCGAAAAGCCUUUUGAUUGUCCAGAGCCAGGCUGUGGUCGUCGGUUUAGUGUUCAGAGCAACAUGCGACGGCACAUGCGUGUCCACCGCAUCGGCUUGGAGAAGCCAUGCAAAAAGCGAGCACAGAGGAUCGGCGUUGUGCCUAUUGCUCCUGCUAGUAGAGAAUUUGCAUAA